GUGCACACUUGACCUUGGUCUUCGAUCAUAUUUAGAAGUGUUCUGAUGGGUACCUACAGUUAUUCCGCUUUUUGUGGUGUGCUCCUGUUGAGCCUGUCAUAUUCUGCCGCCAUCAGAUGUCUGAGUUGUACAGACGUACUACAACCUCGCUACUGUUCUGGUAUUGAACACUGUUCUGAGGGAGACGCAUGUGUAACUGAAUCCUACAGAAACAGGAAUGGCGAGAUAUUGUACAACCUCGGAUGCAUGUUUACACAGAGGUGUGCAUUGAAUGCCCUACAUAACCGCUCUACUGAAAUACUUCACCAAGACAUCAUCGGGACGCACGUGCAUGAUGUAUGCACAGAGUGUUGUCAUGGUGACUUGUGUAACGCUGCAGGGUGUGGUUCGACAGGGUUUCCACAGCAAAGAGGGCCGAUAUGCUUCGACUGUCCACAAUCACGUGACCCUGCUAAUUGUGACGUCAUAUCAGUUUGCCUUCAAGGAGAGGUUUGUCAUGUUGAGGAGGUACUUAUGUUCGAUGAUGUUUUUUACAAAACCAGCUGUGUUCGGAAAAACGAUUACGAAUGUACGCCCCCUUCUGUUUACAACCAAGUGGCGAUCGGCAGGCGGGCAAAUCGGCGUGGAAACUGUUUCUACUGCUGCACAGAUGAUCUCUGUAAUACCAAAUGCUACCGACCAAUAUCAUCUUCACUAACAACGAUACCAUCGACAUCGCAGGUCACACCAUACACCACUACUACGUCCACGACCACAAUGGUUACACAACCUACAUGUAAAGAUGGCUGGAUCACUUCUCCAGAAAAGUGUUACUAUGUCUCCGCUACGUUUGAGAAAACAGACUGGGAGACAGCCAAACAUCGAUGCAUUUCCAUGGGAGCAAAACUCGUUGAAAUCAAAACGGACGAGGAAGGUCAAUUCCUACUGCAUUCCAUGCCGCCUCGUAUUGGAAACGCAAGCGGUGAUGCUGAUGCAUUGUCUGUUGGACGUAGAUGGAAUGACGCAGGUGAUUUGGUUUUUGACAGUAAUGACGAUAGAGUCAAUACGACGGUUCGAUCCUGGGCUGUCCUUCCUAAUAAAGGAAAAUUCAAGUGCGGAUGUAUUCGAAAAUAUAACAACUUCCUAAUGAUAGGGUGUGUAUGUACUAGCGGCACCUUUUUCUAUAUCUGUGAGAUUUCGCGGUAAUCAACUUCUUCGAUGGCUUGAUGAUAUUACAUGUAACACACUGUACAUUAAAGUGAAUGUCUUCUCGCA
Pecten maximus is the source of this 1254-nucleotide messenger RNA. RefSeq lists its product as uncharacterized. NCBI's taxonomy places the organism in Eukaryota, Metazoa, Mollusca, Bivalvia, Pectinida, Pectinidae. Bases 46 to 1185 code for a protein of 379 amino acids. The record is from RefSeq and is a predicted model, not a curated record. The transcript has 12 exons.